AUGAGUCCAAACGUAUCAAUAUCAAACGAUUCUUCGGAAUAUUCUGAUCAUCAAGUGGAGGUCCAAUCGAUUACUUCUCAAUCUACAGAGAAAAAUGGUAAUGUCGUUGAGCAAUGUGACGCAGUCGUUGAUUCUGGAGAACAAGUUGAUGAAGAGAAUGACAAAGAAGUGAAUGAUUAUUCUUUUAAAAAUUGGUUUUUGAAAGGUAAGAGAAGUAGGACCAAUUCCAAUGUCAAUUUAGAGGAAGCUAUCGAAUCUGUAGUUAGCGCUAGCAAGCCUGAAAUCAACUCAACUGAUUUGAAAAAUAGUGCUUCAUUUAGAAGAAGUUUUAGAUCUUUAUUUAAAAGAGAAACCGAGCCUAUUACAAUUGAUAAUGAAAAGUCCAUUAUAAGUGAAGUUGAAGAAGUAGAGGAUUCUAAGAUUGAUCCACCAAGUAUUGAAAAGGAACAACUUGUCGAUGAACAUCAACCAAACAGAUUUUGGAGAUCUUGGAGACAUUCCCAUCGCCAUGGAUCUGCUUCUGAUUUAAGUUCAGUAAGAGAUUUCGAGGAAGAUGAGAAUGUCAAAACUUUACGUAAAAGCCAAUCAAGAGAAGAGCUAAUACUCUCCAAUGAAGCUAAACGGAAAAGAAAUAUGAAAAAAUUAGAGCUUGAAUUGAUUAAUGCUUCUCCUUCUAAAACAGAAAAAGUAUUGAGUGACACUUCCCCAAGUCCAAUUAAUAAUUUUAUAGAUUCAAAUGCAAAAGAGCAACCUCAAUAUGAAAUAAGUAGCAGUUCGAGUUCAAUUGAAAGAGCAGCUGCAAUUAAAGAUAGAUUGGGUUCAAUUUUUUCAACAGAGUCUGCUGACGCCAGCAAAGAAGAAAUAUCUCCUCUGACACCAUUAGAAGAUGAUGUGUUGGAAGGUGCUUAUAAGCAUGUAUUCGAAACACCCAGAGAAUACUCAAGUUUCACUUCAAAUUUUGAUUCACUAUUUAUUGAUAGAAAAUCCCAUGUGUAUAGUACCAUUUCUGAGAUAUUGAAGCUCGUCGAUGGGAGUGACACAACGAUAUUGAAUCAAGAUAGCCCUAAAGAAUUGACGAUAAGUCAAGUAACUGAUGAAGUAUUGAAAUUUGUAAAAAUGAAGAUAGACAUUGAAUCAAAAUUGAUGGAAACUAAAAAAGCACUGGAGGAAGAAGUUAAAUUAAGUGAUAGAAAAUUGAAAACUAUUGAAACAAAACAAUUUAUGUCUGAAGAAAAGCUAAAGAUUUUAGAGGUUCAAUUAAAGACUCAAAUUAAUGCAAAGGAAAGUAUUCUCGAAAAGGUAUCACUACUCAAUGAUAAAUUACUUGAAUUAGAAUUACCUUCUGAUAUUACUGAUGCUGAAAACCCGAAUUCAUAUUCACCAGAUACUAAGAUGUCUGACUUCAGCUUAGAGACAGUUUUGAAUAAUGCAUCUUCGAAUCCAGAACUAAUGAAAAAUUUCGAUUCUCUAUCAAAUUUGAUUAAUAAAUGCAAGAAUUUAAAGAAUAAAUAUAGAAAUAUCAAAAUGGAUAACGCACAAUUGGUAAAGGAGUAUGAAGAAUUAACAAGAAGUUACAAUGAAUUAUUUAAGUCAAAUGAAGAACUACAAACAAAGAUAAAGAACAAUGAAGAAAGACUUCAAAGCUCAAAUAAAUCAAAAGAAGUUAAUAUUGAUUCAACAAAAUUACUAUGUGCUGAAACGAAUAUUAGUAAUUUAAAAAUAGCAAAUAAAAGGUUAACAGCAGAUUAUCAAAGAGAAAGAGCAAAAUUAUUAGAUCUAAGAAGUAAAGAAAAACAAAGGGAAAGAUAUCUUCAAGUCUAUGAAACUUAUAGAUCAGAGUCACUUCAAUUCAUGGUAUACUUGAUGCAUUCUUUUAGAUCGUUUAUUUCUAAUGACACAUUGGAUGAAUACGACAGCUAUAUCAAAGCAUUGAACAAUUUUUCGUAUACAAAGGAUCACUAUAGCAAUGAAGAAAUCGAUAAUAAGCUUAACGAUUUUGUUAAUAAGUUAACUGAAUUUUUUCAUAAUGUUGCCAAAGCUAAAUUUGUUGACCAGUUAAUGGCAAAACAUGUUUCUUACAUGUUAUCGAACGAUUUUUUGAGCAAACAAUUAUAUGGUUUAAGGAAACAAAAUACAGACUAUGAACAAUUUGCAAAACAUUUACUUGAGGAAUUAAAUACACUAAAAAGUAAUCCACCCGGUAAUAUAAAUAAGACUCAAAGUCAAAGCCAUUGA
Messenger RNA from Vanderwaltozyma polyspora DSM 70294, 2235 nucleotides. RefSeq names its product Spo21p (gene SPO21). Lineage: Eukaryota; Fungi; Ascomycota; Saccharomycetes; Saccharomycetales; Saccharomycetaceae. Bases 1 to 2235 code for a protein of 744 amino acids. The record is from RefSeq and is a predicted model, not a curated record. The transcript has a single exon.